This is a messenger RNA of Pieris napi, 1341 nucleotides long. Its product is annotated as sulfotransferase 1E1-like. Gene Ontology annotation, biological process: sulfation. Bases 80 to 1063 code for a protein of 327 amino acids. The transcript is spliced from 8 exons. Gene Ontology annotation, cellular component: cytoplasm. The record is from RefSeq and is a predicted model, not a curated record. Gene Ontology annotation, molecular function: sulfotransferase activity. NCBI's taxonomy places the organism in Eukaryota, Metazoa, Arthropoda, Insecta, Lepidoptera, Pieridae.
UACAUCUGAUAAGAUAAAUAGAUAAGUCUAAACAAUUAAAGUCAUUUAUCUUCAAUAGCUCAGUAUCAAAUAAACACCAAUGGAAAAGUACAGAUUUCCUUACGAUAUAGAAGACUUCAAAGAUGGUAGACCGUGGGACUCGAUAAGAGUGGGGCCUAAGCGCUAUGUGGUCUCUAGUACAUACAGGGACCUGGCAUCGGAAUUUUACAACUUUGAGCUUCGUCCAGAUGACGUAUUCUUACUCGGAUUUCCUCGAUCUGGAACAACGAGGUGUCAGGAGGCCAUAUGGCUUAUAAACAACAACUUGGACUAUGAAAAGUCUAAAUCAAUUGUUAUAGAUGACCGAUGCCCGUUCCUGGACUUAGAGGUGCAGUUUCCUACUCCAUUUUCCUCUGAAAAUAGUGAGUUUCAAAAUGCGGGAGAGAAUCAUUUAUUGAAAAAGGUUAUAUCACCUCUGAAAUCGCUACCAAAUGCACCUUCACCGAGAUUCAUAAAAUCUCACUUACCGCUCUCACUGUUGCCGCCGAACCUUCUUGAUACCACCAAGGUCGUAUACAUAGCACGAGAUCCACGAGAUGUAGCGGUAUCCUACUAUUACCUUAUGAAACACCUUCUUCCUAAUGACAUGGGGUUUGAGAAGUAUUGGGGUGCUUUCCGAGAUGACAAAAUCCUUCUAACACCGAUAUUUGAACACAUCAAAGAGGCUUGGGGACAAAGAGAUCAUCCUAAUAUGGUUUUCCUCACUUACGAAGAUAUGUCAAAAGACAUGGCUUCGACUCUUCGCCAAAUGUGUGAGUUUUUCGGUAAGAAAUACUCGGAAGAACAAAUCCGUGGUCUCUGUGAGCAUCUCAGUUUUGACAAAUUCAAGACAAAUAAGUCAGUCAACGGCGAACAAACUGUAUUGAAAACAUUUGACGUCAUUAAUGAUAGUGACUGCGCUUUUAUAAGGAAAGGCAAAGUUGGAGGUUGGGAAGACUAUUUCAACAGUGAACAAUUAAAAGAGAGUGCUAAACGUUGGAUGUCCGAAAACCUCGCCGGCACUGACUUGCCCUUUUCAGUUUAAUAUCAUAAAUAUACAACUAAUAAAUUGUAUCGUCAAUUAUUUGUGUUUACUUCUCAAUACUUGGUUUAUAUUAUACUUUUGGGUGAUAUUUUUAAGGUAGAUUUAUUUUGGUUAUUAACCAUAGAUAUACCAUCUUUGGUUAAGUUUAGAACUUUAAUUUUUUGCACUCUGCUAACUUCACUACAACAAAGAUGGUAUAUUGGAUCGAUAUACCAAAAAUAUUUAUAUAUAGAGAUAAAAGAUAAGAAUAUGUCAUUAAACGACUUUAUUGUGUUAAA